AUGGGAUAUGCUUCAGUAGUCAGUACUAUCUUUUCUGAGCUUGAAGAGAUUCAUAUUGAUACUUGCAAUACCAUCAAAGUUGCUAUUGAAAGCCAUGCUCUUGUACUUCUGACCAAAGCAACUGAACGUCAUAGAAGGUUUGAUGACUUAUUAAAAGUUUGUCAUCAAGUGAAUCCUCAAUUGGAUAUCUCCUAUUUCAUUCGUUCAAUGAGCCAGGAUGCUAUCAGGCUUCAACUGUUACCAUAUGAAUUCAACAGCCCUGCCAAUAUCAAUGCUGAAGUGAUGGAACAUGAAUCUGUCCGAGAUCAGUUGAUUCUCGACCGUCACACAGAAAGCACAAUCAGGACUCGACGGCAGGCUGUACAGAAGGAAGCUGCAGAACUAACAUCUUACAUCAAACAGAACCAGGAUGUUACACAAACCCUUGUAAACAUGUGCCAGAGGUCAUCUGACAGUGAUAAGUCUUUCGAUAAAAGCCCAAGUGCUUCAUUUGACCAGCCCCCUGACAGUCCACAAAGUUCAAUAAGAGCAGAAGAUCGUCCACCUUUAGAAACUCCAAGAAAGUUUUCCAGGAAGCAGUCAUUGACGAGAAGCCCUAGUGUCAGUUCAUCAUUUAAAUUAUUCAGGUUAGUUCAAGUUGGUUUGUGUUAA
Acanthosepion pharaonis is the source of this 651-nucleotide messenger RNA. NCBI's taxonomy places the organism in Eukaryota, Metazoa, Mollusca, Cephalopoda, Sepiida, Sepiidae. The record is from the annotation of a GenBank genome assembly.